CUGACAGGGUGGAGGAUGCAGUGGACAGGCAGGAUUUCUUUCACUCUUUCUUUACAGUAAUAUCUCUUCAAAGAAUAAAUAAUCGAGACGUCCAGCAUAACAUAAAUCGAUUUGCGGAUUAAAAUGAAAGGGACACUCUGAAAUCAGUUCAGUUUCACCAUUACACAGAGAAGAGUUUCUUCCGGACUGUUUCGGUUCAUCACCGAAGGAUACCCUGCCCGGACCUUAUGCUGCCAAUGACAAGUUCAGCUCCUCGUAUCAUCUACCUCACUUCUACACGACCAUCAUAGUUUUGGCAAUCAAUGACCAGGACGAAUAUUUCAUUUCCUUUCCUCAUCCGAGUCUUUUGAAGCCGCCGGUGGGUGUCCUUAACCUGCACUAAACUGACAAGUGUACCCAUUAAUUUUUUUUUUUUUUUUUUUAAAGGAUCAAUGCUGAACCAUUCUCCCUGGUCUAGGAACCUAAAUUUAACAGAGCCGAAAACCGGUAAAUCCUAAUAUUAUACAGUUGCAAUCGAAAUUGUUCAACCCCCCCAAGACAGUAAGGAUUUACAAAGACCCAUGGGUAAGCAGUAUGUUUGGAGUAAGAUGACAAGGUGAUGACAAGAACGACACCAUCCCCACAGUCAAGCAUGGAGGUGGGUCAGUCCUGUUAUGGGGGUGUUUUGCGGCUGCAGGAAAUGGCUAUCCUGACUAUGUGACUGACACCAUGGAUUCUUUCAGAAUUUCAAGAUGGCAUCAGAGGUCAGCCAAGUGUCAUUGAGUGAGCUGCCCAUGGACAACUGGAUGGCCCAUCUGCCCAGUGCACUGUGGGAUACCCCUCUCUGUUACAUGACCAUUCCAGGAAGCCAUAAUUCUAUAACGUACUGUCUGGAUAAGAAUGACCGCUCCCCAGUUGACCCCACUCAACCAGAUAUGCUGCAGAAGCUGGACAAGUACAUGAAGCCCAUCAUACGCCCGUUUGUUUACAAGUGGGCGAUAGCACAGGAGUCUAGCGUACAGGAGCAGUUAGAUUCUGGGGUGAGAUACUGUGACCUGAGGAUAGCACAUCGGCCUAAUGACAGCUCUAACGAUCUCUACUUCUACCAUGGUGUUUAUACCACUAUUACUGUGGAGACGGUAUUAAAAGAGAUCAGAAAGUGGUUGGAUGUUCAUCCAAAGGAAGUAGUCAUCCUCUCCUUUAGCCACUUCCUGGGCCUCUGUCAAGAUCAUCACUCACUGCUGGUCUCAACAAUAAAGAGUGUUUUUGAUUCCAAACUAUGUCCCGAAACGGAGCGUGUUACACUACGGAAUUUAUGGAGCCAGGGUUACCAAGUCAUCAUUUCAUAUGAGCACAAUAUUGCCAACUGCCACAUAGAGUUGUGGUCCCAUAUACCUUAUUGGUGGGCCAACAAGUGCAAAGCUGAAGCGCUGAUCGAGGAAUUUGAACGUAGAAAACAAAGUGGCCGACCAGGAGGGUUCUUUGUGACUGGCAUCAAUCUUACUGAAGAUUUGAAGUAUAUAUGCUCCCAUCCCACAGAAUCUCUGAAGGAUAUGGUGAUGUCCACAUAUCCCACAUUACUCAGCUGGGUCAGGCAGCAGAUGCCUGGCUCUAACACUGGCUCCCUCAACAUCAUAGCUGCGGACUUUGUGGCUGAGAGCCAGUUCAUACCAACUGUCAUUGCACUGAAUGAAAAUCUACUGAACAGAACCAUAUUAUCAGAGCCUUGAUACACUCUUAGACUGCACAAUGUAUUUAACAUUUAAGGAAAGAAGUGUUUCUUGUUCUUGUGAUAGAUUUUUAUACUGGUCAAUAGACUAUAAAAUAACUUUGCACUUUUUGAUUAUAAGGGUGAUAGAGAAUUGAUUUAUGAGUAGAAUAAUGUAAUGCACUAAUUUUUAUGAGUUAAAUGUACUGUCUUAUUAGGCUUAUUUAUGCAGUUUCCGAUAUAUACCUCUGAUCUUGCAAUAAUGUAGGUCAUUUAUAAGGACCUGUUCCUGGAUCUGGACAUUAUCAUGGUCCAAAUGAUCACAACAUCAAAAUAUAGCACCAGUCAUAAGCAUAACAUGUUACAUACAUAGUGCCAGUGAGCAGUGAACCAGAAUUUCACAGUUUGCAUGAGGAUUGCUGAAGACUAUUUAAUCCAAGCCUGCACAAAUGGAAUCAAACACUCAGGACUGUGCAUUUGUUAUAAUAUAUAAACUUUUAAACUUUUUACUGUAUGGAAUGACAAAAUGAAGAUUAUGGUUACAUCUCUGCAUGGUUUUCACAAACAAAAGCAUGAAGAGGCAUUGCGGAAUAUUUCUGCAAUUGCACAUGUUCUCUGUCGUAGCAGCAUGUCAUCUAAACCAUGAAGCAAGUUGUCAGCGAUUUUGGCCUCUCUGACAAAUAAAAUUUAAAUCACAAGUAUCUACAGUUUGAAUGGAGGAUAUAGAUCUGAUAUAUACACCGAUCAGCCACAACAUUAAAACCACUUGCCUAAUAUUGUGUAAG
Messenger RNA from Myxocyprinus asiaticus (Chinese sucker), 2472 nucleotides. RefSeq names its product PI-PLC X domain-containing protein 1-like. Gene Ontology annotation, molecular function: phosphoric diester hydrolase activity. The transcript has 8 exons. Gene Ontology annotation, biological process: lipid metabolic process. The record is from RefSeq and is a predicted model, not a curated record. Bases 732 to 1709 code for a protein of 325 amino acids. Lineage: Eukaryota; Metazoa; Chordata; Actinopteri; Cypriniformes; Catostomidae.